Molecule: messenger RNA, 696 nt
Organism: Echinococcus granulosus
Lineage: Eukaryota; Metazoa; Platyhelminthes; Cestoda; Cyclophyllidea; Taeniidae
Exons: 3
Coding region: 1-696 (231 amino acids)
Molecular function (GO): protein binding
Source: RefSeq, a predicted model, not a curated record
AUGCCGAUUACUUGUCUGCGCUACGUACCAACCGACCUUCAAUGGGUGCUAGGUUGCACCCCACAGGGGGACAUAUUCUGUCUCGAUUCCAACCAGGAGGGUUUUGAAACUCUAAUUACGGAGGAAAACCAAGAAACAUAUUGUUUGGAUAUUUCACCCGAUGGAAUGGAACUGGCCACUGCUGGCAAAGAUACCGCAAUUCGUCUCUAUAGCCUCCAUGUCGGCCAACAAACCGGCUUUGAAACCCAGUCUGCUGAUUUUGUAACAUUCGAUGAGCACCGGCCGAAACCUAGGAAAAUGUCCAGUGAAUGUGAGCGAUUCGCUAAUCCGCUACAAAACGACUUGGAGGCACGAUUAAGACAUUGCAAGCGCUUUGCCGGGGGAAAGGGUGAACAAGUGAUCGAUCAUUACAUAAAGCCCUUCAUCGUGCCGAUUAGCUACGGGAGAGAUUCCGAACAGAAUGCCUGUUCUGACAAAGCGAACAGCGGCACCGCUGAGCCACAGAUACUUGGCUACCACCCUACUGGUCCGGCAGACAACUAUACAGAGGGCCACUCGAUGCGAAUAGCCGCGCUAAGGUAUCAUCCCACUCAGCCCAGACUUCUCGCCUCAGCUAGUUGGGAUCACCAUGUAAAGCUUGUUAAUGCCAUCAACUCUUGUAUCUACCCAGAUCUCACUAUCACCAUUUGGAAUUGA